UUUGUUAUCUGUAGUUUAUGUGACAGGUGACAAGGCAGGCAGGCAGACAGUGAAUUGAUUUUUCGAAAAUGUCGCUGACAGACAAGAUUACGAUGCUUAUGGCCCGGCCGGGCGGAGACAACAUCCAGAAGGACGAUGUAUCGUGGUGGAUGCGCUACGCUGGUCGAGGCUUGGGAACAGUUGGCAGUUUCAUUGCAAUAAUCCUCGGCCUGUUCAACUGCCUGGGCAUCAUCCUCCUGGACGUCCAGUGCCUCAUCGCAGGCAUCUGGCAGAUGUUAGCGGGCUUCAUAGUCAUCGUGUGCGAAGCACCGUGUUGCUGCUUCUUUAUAGACUACGUCCAGACGCUGUCGGAUAAGGUGGAGUCGCGACCAUACUGGCAGAAGGCAGCCGGUUAUGUUGGCUUGGCUCUUCCCCCGUUCUUCCUGUGUUUCCUGAGCCUCAGCACCUGGUUCGGCUCGGGGCUCAUCUUCGCCACCGGCGUCAUCUACGGCAUGAUGGCGCUCGGCAAGAAGGCGUCAGCGGACGAGAUGCGGACGUCGGCCGCCACCAUCGAGGCCGGGCUGCCCACCACGGCGACGCGCGCCGGCCUCGUCACCAACGAGCAGCCCGUCUCCUUCACUGGCGUGCCCGGCAAGUGAUCUCCACUCCUCUAUGCCACCCUGGUACUUUAAGGUGAUCUCAAGGAUGACAAAUGUUUGUUAGCGCUAAUAUCUCUUACCGAAUCACAUUAACACAUUCAGUGCACACGUAUGUGUUCAUUUUGUAUUGGAAACGGGGCCACCGGCACCGAAAGUGUUAAGGCUGCUUUUCCACCAUUGAUGUGCGAGGACGCAUAGCGAGGGUUGUGUUUGUUAUGAACCGAUUGAAUAUCGACCACUAAAGCUGGGCUGAACG
Molecule: messenger RNA, 894 nt
Organism: Cydia splendana
Lineage: Eukaryota; Metazoa; Arthropoda; Insecta; Lepidoptera; Tortricidae
Gene: fwe
Product: calcium channel flower
Exons: 5
Coding region: 69-638 (189 amino acids)
Biological process (GO): vesicle-mediated transport
Cellular component (GO): membrane
Source: RefSeq, a predicted model, not a curated record